This is a messenger RNA of Kazachstania africana CBS 2517, 1161 nucleotides long. RefSeq names its product putative cysteine synthase (gene MCY1). Gene Ontology annotation, cellular component: cytoplasm. The record is from RefSeq and is a predicted model, not a curated record. Lineage: Eukaryota; Fungi; Ascomycota; Saccharomycetes; Saccharomycetales; Saccharomycetaceae. Gene Ontology annotation, molecular function: cysteine synthase activity. The transcript has a single exon. Bases 1 to 1161 code for a protein of 386 amino acids.
AUGUCUGGUAACGGUUCUAUAUGGAGGAAUACAGUAACCGUAGUGUCGUUGCUUACAGCUGCCUUCACGACGUAUAAGUUUCUACAGGAAAGGCAAAAUGAAGUGCCUAGAAAAAAGGACGGUAUUGAAGAGCUCAUUGGUAAUACACCGAUGGUGAAGAUCCGUUCUUUGUCGGAACACUUGGGUGGUGUUGAAGUGUAUGCAAAGUUAGAACUGGUUAACCCAGCAGGUAGUGCAAAGGAUAGAGUUGCUCUAAAUAUUGUUCAGACUGCAGAAAAACAAGGUUUAUUGAAAAGAGGUGAGCCUGGAUGGGUUUUCGAAGGUACGAGUGGGUCCACUGGUAUCUCAAUUGCAAUGAUUUGUAACGCACUCGGUUACAAAGCGCAUAUAUCCUUACCUGAUGACACAUCAAAUGAAAAAUUGGCUCUACUGGAAAGUCUGGGUGCCGUGGUUAAUAUGGUUAAACCAGCAAGUAUUGUGGAUCCAAAUCAAUAUGUCAAUGCAUCUAAGAGUGCCUGUGAAGAAUUAAAUAGAAAAGGCGUUGAGAGAGGUGUCUUUGCUGACCAAUUUGAAAAUGAAGCAAACUGGAAAGUUCAUUUUCAAACUACAGGACCAGAAGUCUACAAACAAAUGAAUGGGAAAAUUGAUGCAUUUAUCGCUGGUUGUGGUACAGGCGGUACAAUCAGCGGUGUCUCUAAGUAUCUAAAGGAUGUAAAGGGCUUGAAAAAUUGCCAUGUCGUUCUGGCUGAUCCACAAGGUUCAGGUUUCUACAACCGUAUUAACUUCGACGUGAUGUAUGAUAGUGCUGAAAAGGAAGGUACCAGAAGAAGACAUCAAGUUGAUACAAUAGUUGAAGGGAUCGGUUUAAACAGGCUUACGCAGAAUUUUAAGAUCGGAGAAAGUUAUAUUGAUGAAUCCAUUAGAGUCUCUGACAGUCAAGCAAUAAAGAUGGCAAAAUAUCUAUCUGUUAAUGAUGGUUUAUUCGUUGGCAGUAGUACUGCCAUCAAUGCAGUUGCCGCUAUCAAAUUAGCUGAAAGAUUACCAUCCGGCUCAAAGAUCGUUAUUGUUGCAUGUGAUAGUGGCUCCAGACAUUUGAGUAAGUUUUGGAAAGAGGCCAAAAGUGUAGGUAACAAUAUUACUUUGCAAGAAAUUUUAAAUUGA